Molecule: messenger RNA, 2506 nt
Organism: Eriocheir sinensis (Chinese mitten crab)
Lineage: Eukaryota; Metazoa; Arthropoda; Malacostraca; Decapoda; Varunidae
Exons: 3
Coding region: 367-1545 (392 amino acids)
Source: RefSeq, a predicted model, not a curated record
CUCUCCCCGACGACACACGAUUCAGUACUUCAAGGAUCGUAUUCUUAAACACUUCGCCUAAGCACACAUAACUGACAAGGCUUUCGUAGGCGUUUUGAACAUUUCCAGCGGUAGCUUCUGACCCUGGUGGUAGUCUGACCCUUCUUCUGUCAAUGAACGUGAAAAAACACUCACGAGAACCCAAUUGCCCUCCUUUUCGGCCUCUGGAAGGAGUUGAAGUGAGGGGCGGAAGGAACUGAGAAUGCCGAUCCAAGCGAGUACACCAACUCUGAGUUCAGCCCUAUGCAAUGUCACCUCCAAGCUCCCUAGAACCCUUAACACGAAUCCGAGGUGACGUGCUGAAUCCCAACACAUACAGUACACGGAAUGGCUCAAGACCCUUCCGUAGCUAACACAAAAAGCAGGAUGACCAACACCUCCACCAUCAAGAGGAAGCGGGGACCAGAGAGUGAAGGCUGCGGGGUUGGGGGUCUUCAGCUGCUCUCAUCCCCGGCAGCGAAGGCAACCAGGAGGCCCGUGCUGAGUGGCUGCCUUCGCCUGGACGUGGGGGAGGGAAACAAGGUGCAGGGCUUCGUCAGGGGCCAGCCGUGCACCCUCCAGCUAGACUCCGGAUCAAGCAUGAGUUUCGUCUUUCAUAGCCAGGCGGAGAAGCUUGGUCUCCUGACGGGGGCGGAGGAGAUGGUGACCGCUAACUUGAGUCUCUGGGAAGGCACGGACCAGGUGGAUCUGAUCAGCCUGAAGGAGGUUUUCAUUUCCCUUCAUGGAGGUCUGGAGAUCGAAACUGAUUUCCUCGUUCUGCCGAAGACACUCGAGGAAAGCUAUGAUGACCCUGAGGUGUUAAUCCUGGAUGUUAAUCUAUUCCGUCGCGGUGGUUUGGUUCAGACGUUUUCAGAAGCGCGCGCCAUGAAAGCCAGCAGCCUCUACAUCCGCCAGCCGCAGCAGCUCCGACAGAGAGGCAGGGACAAGCAGGAAAUGGAGCAGGUGUUAACUUUUACCGUCCGGCGUCAGACCCAAGGACCAGACCUCACCGUAUUGAUUGACACAGGCUCCGACGGCUUCUAUGUGUCCGAGAAAUACCUUGAGACCAUGACAAGGACAGAAUCAAACGCCACAAAGGUCCCGAAGAGGGUUUCCAUUGAGAUUGGCGGAGGGAGGCGUCUGGAGAGUGAGGAGGUGGAGGUCGCCCCGCAGGACAUCGUGGACUUCGUGAUGGGCGAGCAGCUGCUGUACAAAUAUAACGCCGUGGUGGACUACAGCAACAAGACCGUCACCUUCACUGUUGACGGGGAGCACCUGCGGCUUAACCUGAGCUUGGAAGGAGGUGCUGGUGCUGUAAGGAGGACUGACGAGCCUGAUUUUACCGGUGGAGACUUUCUGUGCUUCCUAAAGUCCAAAGAUACAAGUAGAAUGCGGCAGAGGGAACGCGACAACAAAACUCCCAGGCAUGAUACAGUCGAUGUUCCAAAGAUCCACAACAGCGAGGUAUUUUGCGAGUUUGAUUUCAUCGGUGGAGUUUCUAUGCUUUCUGAAGACCACGGACAUUAGAGUGAGAGUAUGUGAGCUUAGUGACAAAACUCUCAGGCAUGAUACAGUCGAUGUUCCAAAGAUCCACAACAGCGACGUAUUUUACAAGCUUGAUUUCACUGAUGGAGAGUUUUUGUGCUUUCUGAAGACCAAGGAUAAGAGUAGAGUGAGGGAGAGGAAGCACAGCGAUAAAACUCUUCCGUAUGAUGUAGCUUCUGUUCCAAGGAUCCACAGCGGGAAGGGAUUUUACGAGUCUGAUUUCACCGAUGGAGAGUUUUUGUGCUUUCUGAAGACCAAGGGCAUGAGGAGAGUGAGACAAUGGGAGCCCAGUGACAAAACUCCACCUCAUUAUGAAGCUUAUGUUCCAAAGAUCCCAAGAGGUGAGGUAUUUUACGAGUCUGAUUUCACUGAUGGAGAGUUUCUGUACUUUCUGAAGACCAAGGGCAUGAGUAAAGUUAGGGAGAGGGAGCGUUAUGACAAAACUCUCCCUUAUGAUGUAGCUUAUGUUCCAAGGCUCCACAGUGGCGAGGGAUAUCACUACCGGCAAAGACCUCACAGCUUUUACUCAUCGUCUUCCUUAAUUAAAGAGAGAGAGAGAGAGCAACAAUAUGUACAGAGACAAAUGACCGGUAAGCAUUCAGGCUAUAAGUCGUUAAGCAAGGUGCUGGGUUUCGUUACAAGGAACAUAAGCAAUAGAGCCUUUAAAGUCAUCCUCAAGCUAUAUUUAUCAUUACUUGGACCUCAUCUCGAUUACACGGUUCAGCUUUGGUCUCCUUUUUUUAGAAUGAAUAUCAAGAUGCUAAAAUAAUUGCUUACGAGGAUGAUAAAAAUGUUUCAUGUGUUGAGAAACUUGUCAGAUAAAUACAAACUUUAACAUCUAAGUUUGCAUUCUCUCGGAAGGCGAAGUGUGCGAGGAACCUUGAUCGAAGUUUAUUAAUGGAUGAAAGGCUAACAAAGGUGACAUUGAUAAAGUUUUGGUGGU